AGUGCUAUCAAGCCGCGUCUGGCUGCUUCGCGCUGGUGCAGGUGCUCUAUUUCAUCGAGAGAGGAUGCGAAAGGAAAGAAGGGGAGGGAAAGAAUGAAGGGAAACGUCGGAGAAAAGUAUGCAGGGCAUGCGUUAAAGGGUUUCAGCAACAGACAGUCUGUCUAACGUCCAGGGGCUCGGCUGAGAAUGAUUUAUUGAAAGGGGCACUUUGAGAUAUGAUGAGGUUUCUUUCUGGUUGGCAAUAGUACUAUGAUUUGGUAUGUGGCCACUUUGAUAGCAAGUGUAUUCAGCACCAGAGGAACGGCUGCUCAAGGUGCCCACGGAGUCAGAGAGGAACCCCAGUUUGUGACGGCCCGCGCUGGGGAGACCGUGAUUCUAGGAUGUGACGUGACCCACCCACUCAACGGUCAGCCCUACGUGGUGGAGUGGUUCAAGUUUGGAGUGCCCAUCCCCUUCUUUAUCAAUUUUCGCUUCUACCCUCCCCAUGUGGACCCCGAGUAUGCCGGUCGAACCAGCCUGCACGGCAAGUCAUCUCUUCGUAUUGAGAGGGUUCGCUCAGAAGAUCAGGGCUGGUUUGAGUGCAAGGUCCUGAUGCUGGAGCAACAGUUCCACACCUUUCACAACGGCAGCUGGGUGCACCUUACAGUCAACGCUCCCCCAACUUUCACAGACACGCCACCGCAGUAUGUGGAGGCCAAAGAGGGGGGCAGCGUCACUCUGAGCUGCACGGCCUUCGGCAAUCCCAAACCCUCGGUCAGCUGGCUCAGGGAGGGAGAGCCUGUAAGGGACAGCAGCAAGUACAAGGUGAGCGAUGGCAGCCUGACACUCGUUUCGAUCACCCGUGACGACAGAGGAGCCUACACAUGCCGAGCCUACAGUGAACAGGGAGAGGCCGUCCAUACCACACGUCUACUUGUCCAAGGACCCCCAUUUAUUGUCUCACCUCCAGAGAACAUAACCGUAAACAUAUCCCAGGAUGCAUUCUUCACCUGUCAGGCUGAGGCGUACCCUGGCAACCUAACGUACACCUGGUUCUGGGAGGAAGAUAACGUCUUCUUCAAGAAUGAUCUGAAACGCAGAGUGAGCAUUUUGAUCGACGGUUCGCUCAUCAUCUCCCAGGUGAAGCCUGAAGAUGCUGGGAGAUACACCUGCAGCCCAAGUAACAGCCUCGGACGUCCACCCUCAGCAUCGGCGUACCUGAUAGUGCAUUACCCUGCCCGUGUGAUAAACAUGCCGCCUGUUAUUUACGUGGCCAUCGGACUGCCGGGAUUCAUCCGAUGCCCGGUAGAUGCCAACCCACCUGUCACUUCAGUGAAGUGGAAAAAAGACAGCCUGCCUCUGCGGAUAGAGAAGUACCCUGGAUGGAGCCAAAUGGAAGAUGGGAGCAUUCGAGUGUCAGAGGUGACAGAGGACUCUCUCGGCACCUAUACCUGUGUGCCUUACAAUAGCCUCGGUACAAUGGGACCGUCCCCUCCCGCCCCUCUGGUGCUAAAGGACCCACCUAAAUUUCUGGUGGUUCCUGGAGGGGAGUACAGGCAGGAGGCUGGACGAGAGCUGCUCAUCCCCUGUGAAGCAGAAGGAGACCCAUUCCCCAACAUUACAUGGAGAAAGGUAGGGAAGCCCAGCAGAAGCAAGCACAACGUCCUACCGAGAGGCAGCUUACAGUUCAAAUCUCUCAGCAAGGAGGACCACGGAAAUUGGGAGUGUGUCGCCUCCAACGUCGCCACGAGCAUCACUGCCAGCACGCACAUCCUAGUAAUCGGCACAAGCCCACACGCCCCCGCCAACGUACGCGUUUCGGUCUCUGCGACCUCAGCCAACGUCACGUGGGAUCCCGGUUACGAUGGCGGCUUUGAGCAGACAUUCUCAGUCUGGUACGGCCAUGUGGUGAAGAGGGAACAGUUAGGACCGCAUGACUGGCUGUCCACGCCUGUGCCCAGCGGGCAGCACUGGCUCCUGGUGAAUAGCCUGGAGCCCGAGACGGCCUACCAAUUUAGCGUCCUGGCCCAGAACAAGCUGGGGACGGGGCCCUUCAGCGAGGUCGUCACUGUGAACACACUAGUAUUUCCUAAAAGUACCCCAGAACCACUGGUGCUGCUUACCCCACCACGGUGCCUCACAGCCAACCGGACACAGCAGGGAGUCCUGCUCACAUGGAUCCCUCCAGCCAAUCACACGUCGCCAAUUGAUCAUUACAUCAUGGAGUUUCGCCUUGGGGAGAAAUGGGAUGUUCUAGACGAUGCAAUCCCUGUUGGAGAAACAGAGCUUUUGGCUAGAGACCUGAUUCAGGAGGCCUGGUAUGAGUUCAGAGUUAUGGCAGUUAUGGAAGAUCUUAUCAGUGAGCCGAGUAAUAUUGUUGGAGUCUCCAGCACAGAGUACUUUCCACCUCCCGAGGUGCCAGAAGAGGGGCUGGCUCGGCCGGUAGUGGCAGGCAUUGUGGCCACCAUCUGUUUUCUGGCAGCAGCGAUCCUCUUCAGCACGCUAGCAGUCUGCUUCGUCAACAAACAGAGACGCCGCAAGCUGAAGAGGAGACGAGAUCCCCCUCUGUCUGUAACACAUUGUAGAAAAAGCGUGGAGACUCCGAGUCCUCUUACCCCACUGCCUGGCAUUGAACCCUACUUUGAAGGGCAGGAGAGGAGCAGCUACAGGCCCCCGCCCUCCAGUCCUCUGUCAUCUGGAAAGUUAAGUCCAGAGAGUGUCCGCUCCAUGGGACCACCUUCAGAGUCUUCAGAGGAUGGUUCACGAACUAAGAAGAGUCCUGCCAAGGAGAAGGAACUGUCCUUAUACAAGAAGACCAAGAGAGCAAUAAUUAGCAAGAAAUACAGUGUCUCGAAACAUGAGGCAGAGGCCACCACACCUAUUGAAUUGAUCAGCCGUGGUCCGGAUGGUCGAUUUGUCAUGGAUCCAACAGAUAUGGAGAGUCCAGUUAAGGCACGGCGCAUUGAGGGCUUUCCAUUCGUGGAGGAAUCUGACCUGUACCCUGAAUUUCGACAGUCUGAUGACGAGAAUGAUGAUCCGGGGCCGAUGCCACCUAUGAUGGCUACCCUCAGACCCCAUCAUAUAUCCCCCAUCUCCUCAAGCCAGGACUCUUAUUUGCAGCCCCCUGCCUAUAGUCCUCGCUUUCAGAGGCCCAUGGAAGGUUUGACUAUCAUGGAGACCAGUCGGCUCCAGGCUACAGGACAGAUCCGUGGUGCUCCUCACUUCCGAGCUUUUUCCCAUGGCCAGUUCUACAGCUAUUUGGGAAGUCCUGGGGAACCUGAGCCUCCACCUCCUUUCUACAUGCCAGAAACCAGCCCACUCAGCUCAGUAAUGUCUUCACCCCCUUAUCACUUCGAAGGCCCCUUUGGACAUCCCGCCAUCCCUGAGGAAGUUGGUGAGGGAGAGAUUCAGCAUUAUGCAGUCUCUGGCUACACCCUUCCCUUGGCACACCCUUCCUCACGCUCUCCCGACAUCUGGCAGCGACCUGAAUUCUCAUUUGCCACAAUUGAGGGCCCUCAUUUUAUUUUUCCACCCCCGCACCCUUUGCAUUUUCAUCCAGAACCUCCCCUUCCUCCCCCUCUUGUUCUUCCUCCUAGUGCCCUCCAGGUAUCUCCUUACCCUGGUAUCCUGCAGCUGGAGGCCCCAAAGAGCCGCCCAGGCAAGUCUCCCAGCAAGGUCAAGCCUCAGGGCCUUCCAGCCAAGCGUUUACCUAUGCAAGAGGCACAGAGUCUAGGGCAGCUAAGACACACAAGCCACGGUAUGGGUGUACCGGUAUUGCCUUACCCUGACCCAGUGUCUCACAUGGUUGGCCCAAGCUCAUUGGGAAGCCUGGACACCCGAUGGUACGAGCUGACACCAAGGCUUAGCCCCAGGCAGCCCCGAAGGAUGGAACCCAGCAUGGUUGUUCUCCAGCCAUCCCGCCUCUCACCCUUAACCCAGAGCCCAAUUAGCUCUCAUGAAGGCUCACCAGAGAUUGUAGUGCGACCCAGGCCCCGCCCCAGUGUCAUUCAACCCCAGAUUCCUCCUGAGAUGUCUGAGAUUACCCUCCAACCUCCUUGUUCUGUUAGCUUCUCUAAGGGGUCCUCUCCCUCCUCGUCUCCCGCUCAAGGCCAAGGCAGCCGAAGAGCAAGUCCCAGCUACCGAUCCCACAUGGCGUAUGCCACCUCAGCAACAAGCUAUCCGUCACAGUCCCCUUCACCUCCUGUAGAAAGCAGCAACAUUUUUGGGCAGAUGCCAACCCAGAGGAGGACUGAGGAGGAGAUUCUUCCGUCAGAACCCUCUCCACCACAGUUAUCAGCUUCAGGAAAACGUCGAGGUGCAUCAAGUGGCUCUGCAGGGUCUGAGAGGAUAGAAGCACUCAGAUAUCAACGAGUGAAAAAAGUCAAGAAAGUCGGAGUCAACAAUAACAACUCCAAGAGCAGACGAAAGACGGGUGUGCCCGCCUCUCAGACCCAGCAGCCCCACACCUCUCAGGUCCUCCAGCCAGAAGAAGCUCUCUACCUCCGCAAGAAGAAGAAAAAGUUGACCCGCCAGGACCCGUACACCCGCUUCUCCGCUCUGCUGUACCGUCGUCCGCCCCAAGAAGACCAGAAGGCCAUUUUGGCAAGCAUGGACACGGCAGACCCAGACCAUGCCACUCUUCUCUAAAGUCCAAAAGAGAACAGGCCACCCUCUCUGAGCUCCUUACACCAUCUUUAUGUCCACACCUGACUUCAAUGGUUGACUUUCUUUACUCUUACUAAGUCACAACAUAAUGCCGGUCGAAAGCGUUUCAGCAAGGUUUUGCUACAGUUCAUAUACCUCACAUUUAAAUGGAUUGGUAUUUAGCAGCUUUUAAGAGGAUUUCGUUUCUCAUUACAUGGUUGUCAAGCCUCUCUUUUAUUCUGCAGGCAUGUCAAUAAUAUCUCGUGGUUGAUCACAGGGUUAGUACAGAUAUACCUCAGAUUCAUCUAAAGCUUAGCAGCAAACACAAUUCAUUUUUUUUUUUAGAACUUACCAAAAUGCACAUCUUUAACAUACUUGCGUUAACCAUACAAGAUGGAUGUGGAUCUGGGUUAAAUUUUGCAUUUGACACAGUGCCCUUUAUUUAUAUUUGCAAGGCACCAUAACUAUGGUAAGGUAUUACAGAUGGACAAAAUAAGCAUUGUGUGAGUGAAUGUAAGUGUGUGUCUAUAAUUUCUCCCUGAGGAAUAUGAUGAAAUUACAACGGUUUUAUAUUACAGGAAAUUAUAUAAAUUCUCUUAAAUUACAAAGCACAAUGAUUCAUGUAUCUGCUAAGGCUGUAGGAAAGAAAGAUGCAGGCGUAUGGCAGCCAUUUGAGAAACCAUUAAAAUAUUCAUUUCUAUUUUUCUUUUUUGAUAAACAUAUAAGAUGUAUAUCUUUUGAACGAAGAUCAGCACUGGAGCAAAACCUUGUUGGCUGCUUCGCCUUGAUAUCUAUAUCUAUUUAAAGCUAACCUCACUUCUCUUGGUUAUCAAGUCCUAUUCAAAACAUACUAUAGUAAUGCCAAAAAUACUACAGCUUCCUAAUCAAUAAGACAAUAUGUGUACUGUACUGUGAGGAGGAUAGGAUUUUGUGCCAUAAUAUACUAUAGUAUUUUUAGCAUUUACAAUACGAUGCCCCCUUGCAUUUAAAAAGGCCCUAACAGGGCUCACAUUCAUAAGAUUUGUUUCUGUUUAACUCAACAAAACUAAAAUGUACUGCCUUUGUGGGCUACUGUAGAGCCUUUUGUUUUUUUUGGUCUCUCUCCUCUGUCAAGAUCUCUUUGGGAUGAGAGGGCUAUUCCCAGCGGCCAAAGGUUUUUAUUGUGUUUCUAUCAUCCAACGGUGCUUCUUUUCUAAAGAUAGACAUGUAUUUUCACUGUCUUACCAGACAUAACUAUACAUAUAGUGUGCUAGCCAUUGUCAAAGGGGGACAUUAUGGCCGUCAGGAGACCAGUGGCAUGAUCUGUAUGUCUUAUCACUUGAUGUACAUUCAGCUCAACGGUGGGCUUGUACAUUUGAAAAUGUCUCAAAUAAGUGGCUGAACGGUGAACUUUUAUCAUUAUGACUUUAUAGUGCGUGGUUCUAGCUAAGCCCCUUUCAGUGGCCAACCUCCACAUUAUAGGCAUUUUAACAGCCUAUACGUAAGGUGCUAUCAAACUUAUGAAGUCUUCAGAGUGUACUAAUAUUAAUAUUGUUUUAUGUCACUAGUUUGAUCUUCCGGCAGAUAAUGGCUGCUGCUUAUCUCCUGAACACCUCAGUAUUGGAUGAUUUAGGAUUUUAAUACCAUCCUGCAUCUGUUAUUGAUAAGCCUUCCGCUGUCUGCUGUGAUAUCUUGUGAGGUCAUCGGACGAUAUAUCAACAUUCAUACUUGAUUGUAUAAGUGUGCUGAACGUUAGCAUCAGGUUUGUGUUUUUAGCUGUGGAGUUGUUAAAGGGAAGCUAGGGAAGUUGAAAACUGGCACACACAUGCGAUGAUGAUUUUGUUACAGUCGCGAUGUACUGUAAUAUCCGCUUAUAUGAGACCAGCGCAUUAAGUGCUCCUUUUUAAGUAUCAUAAUGUUUUAUUUGCCUUGUAUUGAUUUUUAAGAAUGACGCCAUCUUCAGCUUGUAGAGAUUUUAUUUUGCAUUGUGGUAUGAGAGCUGUUCAGACCCUCCAACCAUGGUUGAGCCUCCAACCAUUUGUGCGUUGUGUGAAUCGAUGGCUUGAAAUUUCGAGCGCAGACUUGAUUGUUUAUUCGUGUAAUUGUUGUUUCAUUUGUAAUUCAAGUAACCACAUUAGAUGAGACCUACAUACUAAAGUUAGGUAUUUUAUGUGUGUGCAACAACAUUAGAUAGACAACUGAUGUUGUUCAUAGAUGUGCUGAAGUAUUUUUGAUCCAUUUCACUGGCAAAUAUGGUGCUUUCUAAAAAGAUAUACAACUAUUUAAUUACCUUAAUAUUGUGUUCUUUUUUAUUUAAAGCCUUCAUACGAAAGAGUAAUAUGAAAAUGAAUAUCCAAAAUGCUAGGAAUGUACUGUAAUAUUUGUAUAUAAUAUAUUAGCAUAUAUUGCACAAUGUAUUAUAAAAUUUUAGUAAUUUUGAAUAAAUUGGCCAAUAUAUGCACUCAUCGUAAUAUAUUGAUAGAAAAAAUAUUGUCAUAUUUUGGAUUCAGUUUCUAAUGCUAUCUUCUGUUCGUUUUUCACGAUGGCUGGAAUGCAUGAGAGCAUUUUUGAGCCAAGAGAGCUUAAUGUGUCAGUCCAUGUUGAAUUCACCUUCACUUUAAAUUUGCAACUUAAUUUUUUUUUAAAGAGCUAACAGUGGAACGUUUGAGUCUGGGAAAGCUGUCUAAAGCUACAAGAUUAUCAGUCUAGCUCAAAUUCAACAUUGCGGGUGACUUUGUAGCAUCAAUUGUUGAACAGAUUGUCUAGCUUUAAUGAACUGUAUUGAGAUUUUGGGAGGUAAUUAGUGCUAACUUGAUUUGGCUCAUAGGCAAUGUAAAAUGAGAUUUAUUGUAGGAUUGUUGAGAUUGAUAAAAUCAACCUUUAUAUUUCAGUAGCUUUAUAGAUAUGAUAGAGAUUCAUCCAGGCAUUAGUUUCAUUAUUUAUUUUAUUGUACAAAUUUUUAUAUCUAAAAAUUAAAACAUAUUACUUUUGACAAUACAUCUCAAGCUAAGCAUUUUUCCAUUCCAGUUCAUUUUUAAGGUGCAUCGUUUUUAAUAAAAGCAUCUUAGUAAAUCUUGGUCCUUUGUUUUGAUUGAAAAAGUAGUAAUUUCACAUUCUGUGAACAUUUAGCAAUUUGCAUCUUCUAGGUUUAUUUUUCCAUAAAAAAAUGUAUUGUGUUUACAUCCCAUUCACAUUUAUGUUCAGAGCAGAUGCUUACCAAAGCAACUUUCAAGAAAGUGCACAUAUUGCAUACUUGGCAAGUACUCCCAUAUCAUUAUUCAUUAUUAUGGAAAGAAUGAAGCUCUAUUUAUCAGCACAUGGUUUUAUCCCAUCUGUAGAUUGUUUAAAAUGUUGCAGAUGAUGUUUAGAUACAGAUCCAUGUUGCCAUUAGUAUGUACUUUAACUUCUUAACACUUUGUUUCCAGUCAGAGCAGGAUAGCUUUAAUAUAUGGAGAUGGGAUUUAUCUGUAAAACCACUGUUAGGCUCUUGUAAGUCGAAGCCUUGUUGUAUUAGAUACAUGUUUACAUGAGUAGUAAAUAGAUUUGUAUUUUUAGCAUGAUUUUGCUGAAUGUUACUAAAUCAAUCAAUCAUAGCAUGGGUGCAAAGAGACGUCAUGACUUUUCUUCUUGCCUUUUAUUCUGAUAUUUUUGGUUAUUUAAUAAUUUAAUAUUUUUUCAAUUUCUUAUGUACUUUGGAAUGUAAUUGAAGAGCUCAGAUGCAAAAGUCAUCAAAGAUAAUAUUGACAAAAUGUUCUCGGCACGUAUUAUAUGUUCAUCAAAUAUGUUCACUUCAAAUCCGGCCUCAGGCCAUUUAGAAAUACCAGUUUGUUGGCAAAGUCUGUUAAUCGCCACAGCGAUUUUUCUUCAAAGUCGGAAGACAAAUAUGUACGGACCCUGAAUCCCAUUUAAACUUGUGUCCCUUGUGAAUACUUGAUUCUGAAUGCAACACGAAUGUACCAGCCACAUGCAUCAACAGCGCCCCCUGAUGUGUGGUUCACUUUCUUCAAUUUUUUUAUUCUGAUUUUCAUAAUUUGCAAUGUUUCUAGCUGCAUCUUUAGUUUACUAUGUCUUUAUUUUACAAAGUGGAGUUUUUUUCCGAAAAGCUUGCAUGCACUUAGAGGGGUUUGCAGUGAAAGACAUUCAAAGAAUAAAAUUACAUUUGUGACAAUAAGGCAUUUUACUGACUAAUAAACUUUUCAUUGCCAUCAAAGUGAAAUUACUGAACCUAAACAUAAGAUAAAAAUGCUCAUUUACAAAAAAGUCAGACGCACUUAGAGGGUUUUGCAUCUGAACUCUUUAAUUAUAAAUAAUAAAGUGACACAAAGUAAACCCAUUACAUACCCAACACAUUUUAAACAUUUCCCGAAACUUUUAAAAGCUCAAGCAGGCGAAUGGGGCUUCGUCCAUUUAAAACACUUUCAACUUUUACAUUUGAAAAUCCAAGCCUAGAAAACUUGUGGUUAAUUUUAUUUAUGACAAUUGCAAAAUGUUAUAUGCCUAUGUACCAAUCUACACUGCGUUUCAGAUUGUUAACACAACUAAUGAGUUAAAUGAACUAAUGUUUAAGUUAACGUCUCAAAAUAUAACCUCGUAUACAUCAGGGAUACAAAAAGCAUAAGAAUGAACAAGCUGCUCAUAGUUUUGCUAUACAGUCUCAGAGAGAGAGAGAGAGAGAGAGAGAGAGAGAGAGAGAGAGAGAGAGAGAGAGAGAGAGAGAGAGAGAGAGAGAGAGAGAGAGAGAGAGAGAGAGAGAGAGAGAAUGAAUCAGCACAAUGAAGAGUAUAUGGAGGUCAAGUCCUCACAUAGCAUUCAGAGCAUCAUCAGACUGCAGGAAAUACAUACAGUACAGAUUAUCAGGAUACCAGCUCCACAGCGGACACACAUACAUACAAUACCACAAGGUGUAUACUGUUGUGGACAAAAAUAUUGGCACCCUUGGUAAAUAUGAGCAAAGACAGCGGUGAAAAUAAAUCCACAAUGUUUCUCCUUUUGCGCUUUAAUUAUAAAAAAAAUCAAAGAAAUAAAAUGAUUUAUUGAAGUAAAUAAAUUAAAAUUGUGGGGAUUUAUUAUUUAUAUAAAUACACACUGGACACAAUUAUUGGCACCCCUAGAAAUUUUAAUGAGUAAAAAAUAUCUCAUGUAUAUUCCCAUUGAUACUAAAAUUUUAGCACACCAAGGUGACUAAAUCAUGAUAUUGUCCAAUCAUGACUUUCUGUUUCACCGCGGAAUAAAUAUUAAGGAACACAAAUCCCUUUAUUCAUUCAUCACAAUGGGUAAACCCAAAGACUUUAGUUCUUAUGUUCGAUUGUUGAGCUACACAAAGUGCAAAGUGGAUUUAAGGAAAUAGUUAAAACCAUAAAAAAUCUAUUUCCACAAUUAGGGCAAUAAUGAAGACAUUUAAAUCAACUGGAGAUGUUUGCAAAUCUGCCUGAAAGAGGACGUGUGUCUAUAUCAUCUUAAUGCCCACCAAGGACAAUAAUUCGAGUGGACAAAGACUCUCCAAGGACCACAGAUGGAAAACAUUAUCUGGGGUCAGAAAGCUUAAAAAAAAAUAAAGGAAAAUAGCACCACCAUCACCACAAGUUUUUUGGGACAAAGUUUAAGAUAUCCUCUGUUCUCAUGCAAAAACAAACGUCAGCAUAUUAAUUUUGCAUACUGGAACUUUAAACAGGACUGGGUUCUGCGGCCAUACGAAAAAAAAAGAGUUUAUUGGCAGCAGGAACACAAGAUAGCUUGGUGCCCACAGGAAUUAAAAUGUGGUCCAUGUCUACAGUUAAAUAUAAAUCUGAAUCUUUAUUAUUAUAAACUCAGUUUAAUACCAGAGGUCCUGGACAUCUUAUUCAGAUACAUGGUGUCAUGGAAUAUAUUAAAUACCAACAGAUAAAAAAGUCAAAACCUGACUUGCUCUUCUAGAAAUCUUACAAGGGGUCAUGGUUAAAUCUUCCUUCAAGACAUUGGUUCAAAACUAACAUCAACAAAAAAUGGGUCACUCAGCACAACAUCAAGGUUCUGCCGUCCCAGUUUCCUGACCUGAACCAUACAGAAAAAGCACCAACAUUUGAAGGGUCUGUAUGGAGGAAUAAUAUAAGAUCACUUGCCAUGAAUUCUUUAACCUCAUCAAACUCAUAAUACAGGACGGAGAGCUCUUAUCCUCGCAAAUGUGAUACCCCACACUUUCAAAUAUUUUUUAUCAACAUUGGAUUUUUGUGAUUUUUUUUAAUUAAAGCUCAAAAGGAGAAACAUUCUGGAUUUAUUUUCACAGCGUUCACUACUCAUAUUUACCAAGGGUGCCAAUAUUUUUUUCCACAACUUUCUGUAGAGUGCAAAUCAUGCAAUAUAUAUUUUUUGUAUAUGAGGAUAUGUGGAUAUGGUACCACUGUUGCUGUCGACGGAUGAGUGGAAAUUCUUAUUGAUCUGUUUAAGUGACGUAUAGAAACAUGUAGCAGGCCUUCCCCUUUAAUUAUCUGUAAUGUGAAUGAUAAAACUGUUACAGAUGAUGUUUUAAAAUAAAAUGAUUUAACGUUACACACUAGUAGAAAUGCAAACCAAAGUGGAUGGUGUCAGCUUCGUUUUUGAUUUUGAAACUUUUGCUGUGUGUUUCACUGUAAUCCACUGGUUCGUGCAACACAAUAUCGAAUACAUUCUCACCUUUCCAAUUGGCAAUUACAUGAAUUUUUUUCUCAUUCUUAUUUCUGAAUUUAUCACAUUUAUUUGAAAUAUUGUGCCAUUUUUAAGAGAAUCAUAUGGACAUUAUGAAUAUUAUAUUUGCUGCAUCAAAACAAAUGAAUGUAUUGGAUAUGUGAAAUAUACUGGAUGUUGCUGUACAUUAUUAAUUAGGCACACAGUGAAUUGAAACAUGAAUAUGACAGAUCAUGACCUGUCACUGAUCCCUGUGUGAAGUAUAUCUGACAUGCUCAGUACAGUAAUCACAUUCAGUUCAAUAUACCUGCAGAGAUCAUCUUUAUCAUUAACAACCACUCAUUAUGGUGUCUAGUGCUGUCUGAUUGAUCAGAUCAAGAUCUCUGUGACUACAAUGGCAUUUGGUGGUAUAUAGUGGGGGUUGGGGGUAGGGUGUAUGCACCUGCAAUAUGUAUAGCAGCACAGUCCAAGAUUAAUGUAUUCUGUAUUCUUAAUAUAGUCAACAGACUGUACAAGUAGAAAUAUUUUGACAGUGUACUGUAUGUAUAAAUAAUAACAGAUAUUUAUAGUUGCGUAAUAAAGGAAAAUUGGAGUCUUUAAUUUUGUACUGCACUGAAAAUCGAGAAGAAAUGUUCCAAUUUAGCUGUCUUGUUUAUGGAGAAAUAAAUGUUCUUUCUGCUGUUAGAGGCUCAUGGUAGCAAGGUGUGGUUAUUAGCGAACUAGCAGAUGAUGCAAACUGCUUUUAUAGUAGGUAUUCGAACAGUAACUUUUAUCCAUAGACCUCAGUGUGGUGUGUAAGCAGCCAUACCAUGUAACAUAUCAUGACUUGGUGCUAUUGCUGAUCUAUUUUGUGGUCCAGACAUUUCUCACCACUGAACAAUCCUUCCUGUAGUAGCUGUAAAUGCAAGCAAGAAAAUCAUACAUCAUACUUUACUAUGUGAAUGGGUUACUAAAACAAGAAAUAGAAAAAAUGAGAUCCAGUCAUGAAAUAAAUUUGGACAUUAGGGGGUCAAUAUAGUUACAAUGGAAAAUAUUUUUUGCUAUUUUAUUUGCUGUCAAUUUUGUGUUCAGUCCUCGUAUAAACUACUAAAUACUCUAUAAGCUUCUAUAAACUUUUUUUAAAGAAAUUUGUCAAACAGCAUUAUUAUCCUUUUUUUUUUUUACAGCAGAAUAACAAAGUUAACCUUUAUGGUAGCCUCAAAAUUCAAUUUGUACCGAUGUAAAAGAUUUGCACCACCACUGCCUCUUUCAAUUUCAUUUGUAGAAUUAUUUGCAGAUUUGCACAUCACAAUAUGACCUCAUAAUCAUUCAGAGUCAACUAGCAUUGUUGUCAAUAGACAUCCGUAUGCUGUCAGCAUUUGCCUGCACAGAAGGUUAACUGAAUUAAACAUUGCAUACAAGACUGCAUGGUGUUGUCAUCUGAGAACAUUAACACCGGAUUUUGUGUCAUUUUUGUCUUCAUUAAUAAAAGAGGUUUUUAUUUGACUUUCAAAUGGUUUAAUUGGUUUUAUAUAUGUGUUUAAAUAGUGAUUGACCAGAUUUGUCACUCAAGGGACAUUUUGUCAUCUACUCACCCUCAUGUUGGUCAAGUCAUGUGUAAGUUACUUUCUUUAUCUGUGAAACACAUGUACAAACACGCAGAGUGAAAUAAAUAUGACUAUUUUAAUUUUUGAGUUAACCAUUAUUUCAGGAAAAAUAUUAAACACAAUAAGGAAUGUAAGUGUCCUCUAUGUUCUGUAUAAUUUAAUCUCAUGUGUUGUAAUGCCACUUCUGCUGUGCAAUAGCUGUGAUUUAUUGAUUUGAUGUUUUUUAUACAUUUCAUAAAUGAAAUUCAGAUUGCAUUUAGGGUUAACUAUGUUUAUCUCUUGUAAUAGAACUGCACAUUUUUCCAUGUCUGCAUUGUGCUAAAUGAGUUUCAUUGAGUUUUCAGUACUAGUAUGGUAUAGUUUUACAUUCUGCAGUAGCUCUGAAAUGACAAAAUGACAAAACCUCAGACAAAAUGGAUCAACAUCAAGCUAUACUUUAAAUCUACUUUAAAGAGGUGCUUUAUUCAUCAGAAACUAAGUUUAGAGAUUUUGUUAGCCUACAGCAAGAAGAGAAGACAUAUUCUGAUGCAGCAGUAUUCACAAAAUACACAACAGGGACAAAUAUAUUAAAGUAGUGAUUAUUAAAAAUGGCUAACAAUACAAGAUAACCUCACUUUGAUUCACUUUACAGCUCAUUGACAUGUUCACAUGCUAGAACCAUUUUUUUCUUUUCCCCUUAAAAUGUUUUGUAUUUUGAGAUAAUAAAAGAAAAAAGAAAA
This is a messenger RNA of Paramisgurnus dabryanus, 13546 nucleotides long. It is a transcript of the gene igsf9bb, whose product is annotated as immunoglobulin superfamily, member 9Bb. Gene Ontology annotation, molecular function: protein binding. Gene Ontology annotation, cellular component: neuron projection. NCBI's taxonomy places the organism in Eukaryota, Metazoa, Chordata, Actinopteri, Cypriniformes, Cobitidae. The record is from RefSeq and is a predicted model, not a curated record.